UGAGAGCGUUUAAAAGUGCAGAGCUGCGUGUGUAAGCGCUCUAGUCUCUAGUGGGAGUGUGUGGAGAUACGCUGCAGCCUGGACUCGGUACUACUGACAGUACAUCUGCUGCUGCUGCUGAUACCCUUUUCCGCUUUUCUUCAUCUUUCCCCUGGAAUUACUUUCACUUUGCUCACCGACCUUGAGGAAACAUGCUCAUCCUCCUUUGUGGAAUCGUCUUCCUGCACGUUGCAGCCCUAGCACUGCUAUUUGUGUCCACUGUUGUCAGUGCCUGGGCUGUAAACCCCACCAGCAGUGCUGACCUGUGGUUUAACUGCACCACAAUCAAUGGAGUUAACAGCUGUCAGCCUGGUGACACUGGAGUAUGGAUUCAGGCGGUCCAGGCACUGAUGAUCCUGUCAAUCAUCUUCAGCUUCUUGUCCCUCUUCCUAUUUUUCUGCCAGCUCUUCACGCUGCAGAAGGGUGGACGCUUCUUCCUCACCGGAGCCUUCCAGGUCUUUGCCAGUCUUUUUGUCAUGAGUGGAGCAAUCAUAUACACGGUGAUGAAUGCCGAGUGGGUCCCACCAUCCGAAUCGUUCGGCUUUGCCUACAUCCUGGCCUGGGUGGCUUUCCCUCUGAUUCUCAUCAGUGGGUUAAUCUAUGUCAUCUUGAGGAAACGAGAAUGAAGUGGCACCCCCUAUCUGUGGCCACCAGAAGCCUAAGCUCUGAAGCUAAUGUACCGCACUGCAUCCACAGACAACUUUCAACAGCCGAUAUCUUCACUUGGGUGUCGCAGAACCACCACCUCCCCCCUCAGAAAAAGACAUAUAACACUCAAUACUGUCAUGAUCUGAAGAUGUAUAUAGUAUCUAUGAUUUAAAACCUAUUUAUAACACUUUUUACAUAUAUGUACAUAGUAUUGUUGUGUUUGUUGACAAAGAACCUCUUAAAAAAAAGCUUUUUGUUUUUAGCUAAUUAAGUGCCUAAAGUGUGUGUUUGUCAGAGGUAAGUACAUUAUUAGCCAUAUUGUGUGUCAAUUUUAUUUUCGUAUACUGCCAAAAACAGUUAUAAAAAGUUGUUUGAAGUAUUUUAACCAAAGAGCAUGUAUUAAAUAUAGCGACAGGGAGAAGAUGUCUUCUAAAUGAAACCGCUUUAGAACUAGAGAGAAGAUAAUGCAGACUCUCACAUAUUGAUGACUUACGCUUAGGUAAAUAUAGAGUGGUUGGCCAUUUUCUGCUUCUAAGAGGGUAUUAAGUUCAUACAAUUUUUUGUUUCUUCUUUUUUUAUUAUUAUUGUUAUUCAACAAAAUGGUGCUAUGUAUUUACCAUUCCUAUAGCCAUUUAGCCUUUAUCUAGCCAGAUAGAAGAUUUAAAGCCAAUGCCUGGGAGUAGAAGUGACAAGUACAUGCUUCUGUACAUACAAUACCUACCAAAAAGAGACUCAUUUUAUAAUAAAUCGUGUUUUAAAUAACAUAAGACUUGAUUUUUAGUCCAGCAUUUGGUUUUGACAGAUAAAAGACAUAGGAGAAUGUAGCACAUAGUUAGAGCUGGGAGAAGUCCAUGACUGAGCAUUAAUGUAGUUUAUUUUACUACAAGUUGUGAGGCUAAUUAGACUACAGUAGAAAGAUCUCUAGCUUGAUGAUGGAUGAUUCAUUAGGUCAGUUUACUCUGCGGUGAUUGUAUGCUCUUUAAGUGAAUGCUCAUAUACUGUAAUAGCUAGAAGGGCAUUACAUUAGCAAAAACCACCAGGAAGGUUUAAACUGCCUUGUACAGUCCCAUGUGACUUGAAGAUGAAAACAAGUAUGAGUGCCUAUACCACAUUAAUCUGUUGUGCAGUUUAAACCAUUGUGUCUUCAGCUAGCAUAAAAAAAGCCAAAGAACACCUAACAAACGUACAGGUAAAACUAUAUGAAGUACGUUAUUUUGAUUUAAGGGACUCUUGGUGGUAGUUUCCGUGGAUAAAAACAGGCUUGUGAAUGCCGAUCACAAAUUUUAGGUUGGAAGAAGUAUGAAAAUCUAGUUUUUUUGCAUUUGUUUGCGGAAUUCUGCUGAUACUUGAAAUGUGACAUGCUGACAAUGUCUGCCGUCUUUGAGAUGCAUUGUAUCCACCAUGGAAGGUAGAAGUCCAUCACGAUGUUUAAAUGAAGAUCAUGUAGUUGUUUAAAAAUACAUCACUUGUGAACUUGUGAAAUACAAGCUUCGUUAUCUGUACAAACCGCACAUCGAGGACCAUGUAGGAGAACUCUAUAGUAGGAUCCCUCUGCGAGAAAACAGCACUGAAACCAACAAUAAAUACCAUUAACUGAAUAUGCUGCCUGAUCUCAUGGUUAUUACAUGAUUUAUGUUAUUGAAAUGUGUUCAAGGGCAUGCCUCAAACAAUGAGCUAAUCAACUUAAAGGAAACCUGUAAAUACAUAAAUGGAGUCUAGAUAUGACAUUUAAGAAACAUUAAGAAGUAUUGUUUGACUUAUAAAUGCUUCUUUACCAGCAUGUGAAGCCGUGUUCACAACAGUUUGCUCAUAUUUAAAAGUAAUUAAGCACUAAUAUUGACCACUACAAUGAUUCAUAACAGAUUUGCAGAAUCAGUGGGUUUGAUGACUGCAGGAUAGAAGAAGAUUAUGAUAUUAAAAAUUAUAACAUUGUAAGUCACUUACUCAGCACUGUAAGUUAUUUAAGAACUUCUUAAUGUUACUUCUCCAAAUGCUUGCAUAGGCAGGGUUUGUUUAUAUGGUCAGAGGAGGAAUCUUGACCUCUUAUGAUGGCCAACUUAGAAAAUGCCUCUCUGUGUCACGCUGAAAAGCUGUUCAGAUGAAUGCCUCUGCUUGUGUAUUUAUUAAAAGCCAUUAAAGAGAUGUUGCUUGUUGGAA
This is a messenger RNA of Pygocentrus nattereri (red-bellied piranha), 2844 nucleotides long. It is a transcript of the gene pmp22b, whose product is annotated as peripheral myelin protein 22b. The record is from RefSeq and is a predicted model, not a curated record. NCBI's taxonomy places the organism in Eukaryota, Metazoa, Chordata, Actinopteri, Characiformes, Serrasalmidae. The transcript has 5 exons. Bases 192 to 665 code for a protein of 157 amino acids. Gene Ontology annotation, cellular component: plasma membrane.